GUCUCUUUUUGCAACUAAAAGCAUUGAUCAUGAUGUAACCGCGUAAAACCCAGCUCUCAAAACACAUGGCUGAUGUGGCCAAAGGAUGGGAGCAUUGCAUUCAUAUUGCCAUUGUGUUGAUGCUAAUUGAUCUAAGCUUUGCAGGCCAGUGAGAGUGGCUGCUGACUAACUAAUCCUCUUUGCACUCCUUGCUUCUGUAGAUCUGCUCCUUCACGGCUGUAGUUUACGCUCUUUUUAAACAGACGAGGUGGGGAUGACCUACAAUCCAGCCGGGACGACUUCCCACAUCUUGGCUGGAAAUUGUAAUCCCUUCUGCUCCUUAUUUUUAGAUGUUUCAUCACAUUGGGGACUAUAUCUUUUUUCCCUUUUCAUGGAUUAUGCCUUAACUUUCAGACCUGUGUACAAUUCCAGUGCGAUGGAAAAAGUGGAUUAUGAGGGGCUGGCUGAAUGUAUCCUACGGCACAUACUGGACACGAGGAGAGGAUGCAAAAUAUGUAAAACAAAACAGGCUUUGGCCUCCUCCUGAUCUGGCCCCGGCGGAUGAGGUCAGUAGAGGUCAUCACCAUGGUGACCUUUGCUGAGACAACGCAAGUCUCCCCUAUGGAGCUCUGCGAGCCACCCUGCAUGACGGCAGCCCUGUCCCCCGGGCUGCGGAGGAAAAAAAUGCUGUGGCAGAAUGCUGUGAAACACAUCAUGAUCCAGCAGGAGCUCAGCGCCCAGGUGGGAGUGGAGCCGGCACAAAAGAUCUUUGUGACGGAUGCCUACAUGGAGGAAAUCAACAAGCAAAUCCGCAACAAGGCCUCACGCGGGGUCACGAAACGUCGCUCCUCCACCUUCAGGGUGCACCCAUCCCAUCCCCGUGGUUCCACCGGCACACAAACCAGCGUCAGAGCGUCUUUUCAUGACUACGCCAGCGAUGCCGACUUCUUCCUGCACUGGGGCCACACAAUUCGAGGAGUCUACAUACCCACCCUGAGGCACACCUUCAAGUCUCGGGACCUGGAGAAACUUUACCAGCAACAUUAUUCCCACCAACGCCGCAACUCUCUGGCCAUCAGUAAUGUUAUUGACGCAGUGGCAAAGCUACAUGUACUGGUGCUGUACCUGGGGCUGGCCCCUGAGCCGGUCACUGACACUCUGCGUGGCUGUCUCACCGGAGUGUUCAUGGUGUUAGCUAUAGCACUGUGCAACAUAGUGCUAACCUGCAAAGACUCCAUUUCCCCACGGUGGCUUCACUUCGCUGGCCUGGCUAGCUGGUUGUCACAGACCACACAGGUGCUGGGAGGACUGGUAUAUGGACUGGAAAAAGACCCUUCGUGGUAUGUUCUGUACACGUUAUUCGCCACAUACACCCUGCUGCCGUUACCUCUGCUGUGGGCCAUGUGCGCUGGCUCCCUCACCUCGAUACUACACCUUCUGGUGGAGAUAGUGCACUACUACAAUGAUGCGCUGCUUUUGAGAACGGUGUUUGCAAAAGGUCUGCUUUACCUGGGUAUGAACACAGCCGGUUUGUUCAUUCAUUACCUCACAGACCAUGCCCAGAGACAAGUUUUUCUUGAGACGAGGCGCUGCAUCGAAGGUCGUGUCAAACUAGAGCAAGAGAACCAAAGACAGGAGCGUCUUGUGCUGUCGAUCCUGCCUCGCUUUGUUGCCUUGGAGAUGAUUGCUGACAUGAGCUCUUUGGAAGAUGAACUCAAUCCUCAUGAGUUUCACAAGAUUUAUAUCCACCAGUACAAAGAUGUCAGCAUCCUUUUUGCAGACAUAAAAGGCUUCACUCUGUUGUCCAUGAACCUGUCAGCUCAGGAUCUUGUCAGAACCCUCAACGAGCUCUUUGGACGCUUUGACCGACUGGCAGAAGAGCACAACUGCCUGCGGAUAAAGAUACUGGGAGACUGUUACUACUGUGUGUCAGGGGUUCCUGAGCCACAGCGUGCGCAUGCCCGUCAUUGUGUUGAGUUGGGCCUGGCUAUGAUCAGCACCAUACAGUAUGUGAGGCAGCAGCUGAACUUUGACAUGGACAUGAGGAUUGGGAUCCACUCGGGCUCUGUCCUGUGUGGGGUGCUGGGCCUGCAGAAAUGGCAGUUUGAUGUCUGGUCAUGGGACGUGAGCAUUGCCAACAUGCUGGAGGCUGGGGGUAUACCAGGACGCAUCCACAUCUCAAGGGCCACACUGGACUGUCUUGAGGGCAUGUACAAGACAGAAGACGGUCAUGGGCGGGACAGGAAUGAGUUUCUGCAGAAGCACACCAUCGACACGUUCCUCAUCUGCGCUCAGGGGGAAAAAAACAAGGUCGAACAUGUCGAGCCCCUCAAAGUGCAGAAAACACAUCGGACCUGGCACCAAGACAUGCCAUUUGGCAACGCCAUGGACAUGAACAGUAUUCUUGCCUCAUUUACAAACGGCUCGCUGCCCAACAUAUGGCAGUCUUCCUCCAAGGAGAUCAACAAACGCAUCAAGCAAGCGAUUGAGGUUCAGAGCAGUGAGCGGAUGCACAGGGAGCACAUCACUCCACUGACCCUGGUGUUCAAAGACACUCACAUAGAGGACAAGUUCUGCCAGAUGAGAGAUGAAAUGUUCAACUCCAACCUGGUCUGCUCCUUCAUCUUGCUGCUCUUCCUCAUGGCUACGCAGGCCCUCGUUCCUGCACCCAGGCUGUUUCCAGCUGUGCUUCAGUUCUCAGUCUUCCUGCUUGCCUACAUGCUGCUUCUAUUUGUAGCUCUGGCUGAGGAGUUCAAGUGUGCUCCUGCGGCACUGCAGCAGUUCUGCUGCUGGAUCCAUGAAAACAACAGUGCCCGUAACCUCCUCACCCUCACCGCCAUCUUAAUUAACUUUGGCUUAGUCUCCACUGACAUGGUGUGGUGCAUCCUCACAGGCGCAGGAGAAGCUGAUAUAAUGGACAGGAUGAAUACAGCCUCACGUCCAUUCACCCUCUGCAGUCAUCCCGAGGUGUUUGUGCUGAGCGGCGUGAUUGCCAUGGUGACCUGUGCUGUGUUCCUGCGUCUAAACUCUCUGCUGAAGCUGACUGUGUUGCUGCUGGUGGUGGCCGUCUACUCCUACCUCAUCCAUCUGGCCUUCCUCUCACUCACACGCCACGAUGUGCUGCACGGGUCUCACUAUUUCAGGAGAAAGGCGAUUUCUAUCCUUCUCAUGCUCAUGUUUAUUGUCGCUGUCUUCUACAAUGGACGGCAGUGGGAGGCCACUGCCAGGCUGGACUUCCUGUGGCGUCUGCAGGCCCAACAGGAAGUGGAAGACAUGAGGGAACUGCGGGAACACAACGAGUGUCUGUUGCACAACAUCCUGCCUUUGCAUGUGGCACGACAUUUUCUUGACAGGAGCAAAUACGAUGAGGAGCUUUACUCGCAGUCCUAUGAUGAAGUGGGUGUCAUGUUUGCCUCCAUCGCUGGAUUCAACGAGUAUUUUGAGCAGAAAGAGAUCAAACACGAGGGAGUGGACUGUCUUCGGCUGCUGAAUGAGAUCAUUGCUGGCUUUGAUGAGUUACUAGAGGAGUCUUACUUCCACUUUGUGGAGAAGAUAAAGACCAUUGGGAGCUGCUACAUGGCAGCGUCUGGCUUAGCUCCAGACAGACAGGCAUCUAUGGAUCAAUGGAAUCACUUGAGUGAGCUGGUUUUGUUUGCGUUGGCAAUGCAAGAGACCCUUAGAGAAAUAAACAGGCUGUCUGCCAAAAACUUUAAGCUGCGUGUGGGUAUAGCCCAUGGUCCGGUGGUUGCGGGGGUGAUAGGUGCCACCAAGCCGCAGUACGACAUCUGGGGGUCAACGGUGAACCUGGCCAGCCGCAUGGACAGCACAGGUGUGAGCGGACGUAUCCAGGUGCCCGAGGCCACACGCAGGAUCCUGGCCGAGUGGGGUUUCAUCUUAGAGCUAAGAGGAGAAAUCUUUGUCAAAGGGGUGAGCGAGAGUCAGGGAAAAGUCCGCACGUACUUCAUCAGCACCAUGCGCAGCAAGCGCGCCAACGUGGUGACAGACGCUCGCACGGGGGGUCGGACGGCAGGACGCAUGACGCUUGCAGGGGUGGUGUUUGGUCUGGUCCAGGCCAGAAACAAGGAAAAGAUAAGAGAGUCCAACACGGGGUUCAGUCUGGCUCCCUGCUCCAUGCAGUGCUGAAGGAGGGGAUGUUUAAGGUCACAUGACAACAGGAUAGAGGAAGGACCUAUACUGUACCUUACACUUUCCCCAAUUCGCUUAGCUGCACAGACACAGAAGAGUGAGGCUGUUUCCUCCACAGCUGUGUCCCCCCUCUGCUUUCUGCUAUCUGAAAAGACUCUUCGGAGUUUAUUUAUAGGACCUAACUGUCUUACAGGCCUCUUUUACAGCAAAUGUGAUAAGCUUUAGAGAUUAUCAGUACUGCAUUCUGCAUGUUAUUGCCAUAUUUACACUUUAUAAGCACUGUGUUCGGUUCAUCUUGUGCUAUACUAACCCACCAACAUGUCUUUUUUUUUUAAAUGUUUUGCUGGAAUAAACCUCCAGCAGAUCUUCAGACCUCUAAGCCAAAAUACAGAAUACCUCAAAACAACCAGCUCAACCUCACACAGACCAAAAGCCUAUAUCAUACUGACUGUUGUUUUUUACUUUGUUUGCAUUAAAUAUUCUCACAGUUUUUCAGUAUGUUAUAUUAUAUUGUAAGCUGACAUAUCAUUUUGACUGAUCCAUUUAUUAAAUAAGCUUAAAGUAUCUUUCGUAGUGGGACUUUUUAUCUGCAUAUUUCUUUCUCAAUCAACAAAAUGAAGCAGGAAUCCUGUUUUCCUUUUUAAUAAAUACCUGGCUGCUUGGUGUCAUAUUGCACUGUUGUUUUCUGUAAAUGCUCUUCACCAGUGUGUUGCUGAAUGUAUGUCUUGGCAGCUCACAUGUCAGUGUCAUUGUCACUCUGGAUUACCAAAACAUUUAGUCAAAAAUCUGAAAGUGACAAUUCACACUAACUUCUGUUCCUGAACAAAAGUUGUAUUUUUACGGCAACGGUGGAACUUAAUGCUUAUACUGUCUCCCUUGUCGUCUAAUUUCUUUUAUACUAAAAACCAAAGGAGAGACAAGGUUGUGUUUUUCUAAAAGAGAUUGCUUUUCUCAAUUGAAAUAUUCCUGGCAAAGCAUUUUCAAUUUGAUAUAUAAUAAUGAUUUAAUUAUAAACAUUAUAGUGUUGAUAAUGUGACUGUCUUAUGUAACAAAUUUGAUUUAUUAUGUAAUUAAUGUUUUAUUGAUGAGCUUUUCCUUGGGACAUCCUGGACUUUGUACAGUAACUGGCACAUACAAAUCCUCUCAAAAACAAACUUAAAAUGGUAUCCAGUAAUUUAUCUAAAAUCAAAUGUAAAUGAAAGAAAUUAGGAAAUGUUCGUCAUUGUCCCCCAGUUUAUUUUUAAAACAUGAUUAGAUAGGCCUUCAAUAAGGUUUUUAUAAAGGUUUGGCUCAUGAAAUGUGUAAAAGCUGAAUGCUAGAAAAGGGUGAAGAAUGUGUUAUUUUUCCUGUGUAAAUUGUUUUUUCAUUAUUUUUACAAAAAAAAGUUCGACUGUCCAUUUUCCGCUGAUAAAAGAAAGUAAUGACAACAUAUGCAAGUGUUG
Molecule: messenger RNA, 5567 nt
Organism: Labrus mixtus (cuckoo wrasse)
Lineage: Eukaryota; Metazoa; Chordata; Actinopteri; Labriformes; Labridae
Product: adenylate cyclase type 8
Exons: 21
Coding region: 541-4122 (1193 amino acids)
Biological process (GO): cAMP biosynthetic process; adenylate cyclase-activating G protein-coupled receptor signaling pathway; intracellular signal transduction
Cellular component (GO): plasma membrane
Molecular function (GO): adenylate cyclase activity
Source: RefSeq, a predicted model, not a curated record